This is a messenger RNA of Setaria italica (foxtail millet), 857 nucleotides long. RefSeq lists its product as uncharacterized. Lineage: Eukaryota; Viridiplantae; Streptophyta; Magnoliopsida; Poales; Poaceae. The coding region runs from base 1 to 723 and encodes 240 amino acids. The transcript has 2 exons. The record is from RefSeq and is a predicted model, not a curated record.
AUGUUGGCUGAUGAGGAUCCGGUGCCUGAAUAUGGUCCCAUGCACCCCUUGCCUGCUGCUGCUCUGUGUUGGAUGGGUCCAAACCCUGCGAAUCCAUCUUCAAUUAUGCAAGAUCUGCCUGCCAAUGAUCCCAAUCCAGCGGCACCACAUGAGGAUGCUAUGUCUUGUGCAGAUGGUGUAGCUGAUGAUGUAGCAGCAGAUUCUAUCACCCCUGGUCCAAGUGCAGUUCAGAUGGAUAUCAAUGGGGUCUUGCCUGAGGUUGUUGUUGUCCCUCCAAAGCUUGUCAAUAAGCCAACUAGGGUGAUUACUGGCCCUGCUCUCCCGCCCAAUGGCCUGCCUUUGGUGCCUUAUACUAAUGACGAAGAUGAUGAUGAAGUCAGGGAGAUUGAUGGCCCCAAAUCUGGCACCCCAAGCAAGCGUCGUGCACGCAAGCUCAAGGAGCCCAUGGAGGAUGUGGUCCUUAGAAGGAUCAAGAGGCUCAAUGCCGACGUAGGUGGGUUCCGCAAUGAGAAGAGUGCCUUGGAAGCUACUGAUUAUCCUACUCCCAUCGAAGUUGUCCCUCCAAUGUACUCAGGCACUGCUGAUAUUGGAGCUUCUCCUUCUCCGGUGCCUCAUCUGCCCAUCGACACCAUCCAGAGCAUGGCUACUGGCUUCCUCCAGAUGCAGCCUAAUGCUAUAGGUGUUGUUGCCCUCCUCGAGUUGGACAAUGAUGAUGAUAUGUAAUAGGGCUAGCGAGGCUGACUGCCUCUUUCUUUUGUGGAUCUUUACUAAACUUAUCAAGAGAUGUGUUCUCCUCUCCAUAGCUUUGCUUUUCAUUCCUUGGCUUGGUGUGGACCACAACUCUUAUCUUUAGUUUA